CAAAGAGAACUGGAGAAAACAAAAGCCGAGUUACAAGGGCAGAAAAGACUCAAGGACAUGAAGAGAGAACUACUGACAGGAGAAGAGUUUUCCGAUUCAGAGUCUCUCAGACGAGCUAUAAUCGCUUCCAGGAUGCACAGCGACAUAAAACACAAGACGAAAAGGCUGCUGCAGAAGGAAUUUGAGCAAUUGAAGGUAGCUCAUAUUGUGGGUGAGGAAGCAUUCAGGUCACAAAUCCAGAAAGAAAAAGAGAAAAGUGACGCCCUCCAACAAGAGCUGGACCAAAUCAAGACUCGCUACGAGGAGCUUCAAUCGAAAUAUGAAGGAGAUGUUUCUGCUUUAAGACAGCAAGCAGAAAUAUUUAAGCAGGAGGUAGAUAAAGAGAUGAAAGCUCAGUCACAGAAAAUGAUGAGGGACCAAAAGAUCAUCAGUGAACUUGGAGCCGAGAAGGACAGUCUCCAAAAGCAACUCACUGUCCUCCAACAACGGUACUGUAGCUGUGAGGUUAAUUAUGAAACAGAGCUGGAAAAUGUGAAAACGGAGCUCCAAGACAGAGAUGAACUAGGACCUCCAAGAAGAAAAGUGGCCAGGCAUCAAGAACCAAACAGGGAAAACUACACUAUCCCUGUAAAAACCAUUUAUGACCCUGAGACCAUGGAUCUGGAUCAUCUGUUAGAGAAUAUUGAAUUUCCUGAUGCAUCUCCCAAGGAGCUAAAUGACUUUGUAAACGAGAUGCUGAGAGAUUCAAGUUUCCUUGAUCCUGAAGCCAUGAAAGUGACAGACCUGUGUGUGGAAACAGCAGCUGCUGACUGACUCAUCUGUUGUUAAGUGUGGUAAAAGGUGCAGGAGAGGCUGGUGAUAAGGAAUCCACAAUUUCCCAUCAGAAGGGGAGGCAGCGAGAUGAAGAGGAAACCUUUGAGCGCUGACAUGGACGUAAUGAUGAGGAGAAUGUAAAAAAAAAAGAA
This is a messenger RNA of Gambusia affinis (western mosquitofish), 965 nucleotides long. RefSeq names its product microtubule-associated tumor suppressor 1 homolog A-like. The record is from RefSeq and is a predicted model, not a curated record. Bases 58 to 813 code for a protein of 251 amino acids. The transcript has 2 exons. Lineage: Eukaryota; Metazoa; Chordata; Actinopteri; Cyprinodontiformes; Poeciliidae.